GUCUCUCUGUCCAUCCCUCUCCCCGCAGGCUGCUCCGUGCUCCCUCCCCCAGAGAGAGAGAGAGAGAGAGAGAAACCCUAGCUUACGGCUCGCCGGAUGGACCCUCAGCAGCCGGAACCCGUCAGCUACCUCUGCGGAGACUGUGGAGCCGAGAACACGCUGAAGCCGGGUGAUGUGAUCCAGUGCCGCGAGUGCGGCUACCGCAUCCUCUACAAGAAGCGGACCCGCCGAAUUGUCCAAUAUGAAGCGCGCUGAAAGAGAAGGGAGUAACAUCCUGUGCUGUUGGUUGCUCCUCAAGCAAAUGUAACAGGUCGCCUGGGAGAAUGAAUGACCCGUGGUGAUUCGUAUGGUAACUCGUGUGUAGGCUGUAACCGCGGACUGGGACUUCACCCGGAAGCGUUGGAACACUCUGAAACGUGGAUGGAUUUCGGAUACCUUACAAGUAUUGUGAUUGCUGGGAACCCAAGUAAGCUUGGGGGUCUUUUACGUCUUGCCUUGCGCUGUUAUUCUGCUGGUCUCGCCAUACGCCAGCUGAUUUAUCCGGCU
This is a messenger RNA of Panicum hallii, 546 nucleotides long. Its product is annotated as DNA-directed RNA polymerases II, IV and V subunit 12. Gene Ontology annotation, molecular function: zinc ion binding; DNA binding; DNA-directed RNA polymerase activity. The record is from RefSeq and is a predicted model, not a curated record. Bases 97 to 255 code for a protein of 52 amino acids. Gene Ontology annotation, cellular component: RNA polymerase I complex; RNA polymerase II, core complex; RNA polymerase III complex. Gene Ontology annotation, biological process: DNA-templated transcription. The transcript is spliced from 4 exons. NCBI's taxonomy places the organism in Eukaryota, Viridiplantae, Streptophyta, Magnoliopsida, Poales, Poaceae.